UUGAGUCAACAAACAAAUUUGUUCUUUCUCCAGGCCUCCGAUUUCAGGUUUGCUCUUGAAAGAUCUACAAAUUGGCAGUUUCCUGGGCGCAAAGUUCAGUUCAGUCUCACAAUAAGCAUCCCUGAGUCCACCCCCCUUAGAGUUAAAAUUAAACUUCCGUUCAUUGGCAGUCCUAUAAUGCGACUCACAGAGGCUAAGUACUCUUCAGUCAGCGAACACCUCACUUCUAGCGACAACACAAUCACAAUGACGUCUUCAGCAAACGACGGUCUGAACGACAUAGCUUUCUUCGAACUCGGGAACAUAACGCGGGGCCCAUCUGUGAACAAUACUGAAAUUAAGAUCGAUUUUGAGGUGCAGCUAUUGAAUCAUGCCAAUAUUACUAAUGGAGGUGCGCAGUGGGUGAGCGUGGGUGCAGAGUACAUUAAUCAAUCCGUAUGGGCAGCACAGAUGGCGAUCAAGACCAUCAGCGCAACAGUCAGCAGACCAGAUUUGAAGGUUUCACUCUCGCCUGACAAUGACGGUUAUAGCAGACUUUUGGGGUAUGGUAUUCUCAUUCAGAAUGUUAAUUGCCACCAGGCUUACUGUCUGGAAAAUUUCCUUCCAAGGAAUUUUGAAAAUCCUGGAAACAAACCAGCCGUGAGAUCUGUAUUUUUGAGUGACAAUUACUGACCAGACGUAAACCAUUCAAUUUUUAAGACGUCUUCUUGGCUAAAGACGAUGAUCGUUUCAUGCUAUGGUUUUUCUUGUUCAGUCAAUGCAUCUGUGAAAAGGGUACAUCUCUUUGCCAUGGCAAUAACUGCAUUCUUGAUUUCAACAACAUACCCAGAAGUAACGAUUAUUUUAUAUGUCAAUUUAAUCUUCAGUAUUCAAGCAUUUGUUGCCAUUACUUGAUAUCCCCCCCUCCUGUAAAACAUUCAGGCCCCUAGUUUCAAGAAUAAAAUUCAUGCAGAUGUGUCAUUAUUUUCUGUUUCCUCAUUUAUAUUCAUUUUUUUGUGCGGAUAGUAUAAAUCAUAAAUGGCGCAUUAUCUUAAUUAGUACUGGUGGGUGUUGCCUACGAUGGAGGGCCAAAAAUCCUUGGCACGAUUAUUGAAAACCUUCCUUCAACAGCGCUGAAAUAUCAAAUAUGCAAGUGUAGCAUAGUAUCUACUACUGAAAUACUUUGGAUGCCUCAAAUGGCCCUCCACUUCCCUUCCCCCUCCAAAACAAUGUUGGGAUAAACAAACACUUUUCAGGACGGGGUGCAGAAAAUUCAACAAAAUUUGCUUGGGGGCGAGGGGAGAAGGGAUCCAGUUUAAGUCGAAUCUUGAUAACUGUCUCAAGACUUUUGAACUCUGUUGUAGGGCCCGGCCCGUUGAAAAGUAAAUAAAGGAAUAAAGGAUAUUUGAUUUAGGAUGAGUGAACUUUCUUUUCUACAUUUACUUAUCAUUUUUGUUUUUCUGAAAAAAAAGGGGGCAAAGCAAAUUCCGCCUGUCACUUACUCAUUCGUGCGUGACAACUGAGGAGGUAGGAAGUGGGAUUAUUGAAUGGCCUCUGCCGCCUGUCCUGACACUGAACAGUUGGAAAACAGCGGUACAAUCCAUGAACAUCAGUGAUGUGUUCAACAGUACUACCAUGGUGAUUUUCAAGGUAAUAGAGAGAUAAAGAUGUUGACUAUAGCACCAGUUAAUGUUCCAGGUUUACUCUCUGUUCAAUACUGCUAUUCUGAGCCAUUUACGCACUGAGGCAGAGAAAAAUCUGUGCGUCCCUGGUCAGAGCUAUUAUUUUUUCGUUUUUUUUUUCUCAUCCUAUAGGUAUUUUUUUUAUAAUUGUUGAUGAGAUACUUUUCUUUCAGUAGAAUUUUUAUUUUUUUUAAUCAGUCAAUACAGCUGGAAAAUCAUCGUGAUUUUUUUUCGUCACAAUAACCUUUCUUGGCCAAGUUUUCAAGGCUUUAGACUUAAACUCUACAGUCAUAUUGGUUCCUGGGGGGCGAAAAAAUUGCUGAUGAGAUCCAACACUCUUGACGCACAGGUACUAUGUUUUUCUUGUUACGUGGUUUUCAGUUUGGACCUAUGAAGUUUUGGGAGACGAUCGACCUGGAAGUAACGUUUGAUAUUGAUUUGCACAAGACAAGAGCCGAUGGCAAAGUACAUGACUUAACCACUCAUGUAAACGUCAAGUACAAUGGGUCAGGGGGAACAUGCAGAUCGUUCUCGGGCUUUCGCGAGUUUACCACUGAAGGGCCAGCCACAGUUUCUGUCAAGUAUUAUGUCCCACGUAAGUUUGAACCGAGCCAAUACGUCGGGUAUUUUAUGGGGUAUUUCCUAUAAGUUUCUUUAAAAAAAGCGCUUGUAUCAAAUAAAGUACUUAAAAAAUACUCGAAUGAAGGGAUAAAAAAUACCGGUCCCAAAAAAGAUAAUUAAAGUGAAGGACUCUGACUGAAGCUAAUUCCUCCAGAAGAAGAAGAUUAACAAUUAAUUCUGCAAUUCCAGUUAAAUUUUAUAGCCUCCAGAAUAGGGACUGUAAAUAUUUUGGCAUAGCCUCCCCAAUGUGAAAAAAUAAGUGCUUGGCAAUUUCUUUCAGUCCUCAGCAAUGCCAUUUUUUUUUUUCUUUUUCUCUUUUUUGUAGUAGGGUCAUGUGAUCACGCCCUUGGUCUGACGGAUGGGAGUAUUGCUGAUUCCCAGAUCACUGCUUCCUCAUAUGCUGUGGGCGGGGAACCACAUGAGGGAAGACUGAAUGGCAACAAAACUUGGAUACCUCAUGGCCAGCUUGCGUAAGUCAUAUGUUGAUUUGUAGACCCUGAAGUGCGUCUCUUGAUUAUUCGAAGUAAAGUUUAGCAGUAAGACUUCAUUGAUUGGACAAACGAUUGGAAGCUAGGGCAGACUGAAAAUGGAGCUGAGAGGAUAGGGAAUGUAACGAGCCUUAUUUUCACUUUGCUUGGUAUCCUUUUUUCUAGUUUGGGGGAAUACAUCACAUAACCCCUCAUUACUAUUCACUGUCUGAAAAGCUGGUGGCGGCUUUGAUUGUAACAGGGGAGAGUGGGGCUGAAACAGUUGUUGAUAACCCGGAGUAGUCAUCGAUAAAAAUCGGUACCGAUUUAUCAAUCGAUAAAUCGAUAAAAGUCGGUAAAUCUGAUUUGAUUGAUAUCGAUUGUAUCGAUCAAUCGGUAGAAAUCGAUGAAACACUAGUACUCGUUUCAUUUAUCGAUUCAUCUAGAUUUUACCGAUUCCAUCGAUUUUUAUCGGAAACCGACAUCUGUUCUUCUGUUCAUCCAAAAUUGAAAACUGAUUUCAUGCAAACAGUGAAUUUGUUGACAAUUGAGUUGCAAGUGAGAUUCGAAGGAUCAAACAAUUUAUUAUCACUUUUCAAAAAAAGAUUAAAAAAUCUUAUCUUUUCUUUAAAACCCACUUUAAUGUCAUUUGCCAAAUCAUGGUAAGAGAAGGAUUGCAGCUCACAAGCUGAAACUUGGCAAGUGACAAAUAUACUGAUGAAAGAUUUUGAUUGACAGGUAAAAUUUGACUUUUUCGUAGUUUCCAUGGCAACAUGAACGAUUAUAACGAGCCGCACGAUCUUAGCAACCAAAAAAACCCCUCAGUAUCCAGCUUAGAUAGCUGAGUAAAAGUCAGCUAUUUCAGCUGGAUACCCAGUAGCUAGCAACAUUUCCUAUUCCAUUAAUCUCUGAUCGUAUUUUGCAUCUAAUAUGAUAGAGGCGUCAAUUUUCACGCAAUCAUGUCAUCAUCCUGGGGUGAGAAAUAAAAUUAAUUAAAAGUGCGGUAUCAAACAAAAUGUACGGAAAAAAUAAUUCAGUGCUUCUAAAAAGAACAUUGUAAAGUCUGCUGUCGAUCUCAUUGCCAACACAGGCAAGGACGAUUAAAUAUCUAUAGUUCAAUAUUACCCAAUUUCGCUAGUGCUCCCCUUAUUGUAGUUCGAUGCUGUGUAUCUUUCUUUCUGCGGGUGCAAAUGCUAAACGUGUUAUAUAUUUCACAAGCGCUUACUCCAUUAGGCAUUUAACAUAAUGUCAGGACUUCCAUCUGGAUGAACCAGAAAUGAUAUAAGGAUAUAAAAAGAACUGUCUAUUUUUUUUCGGCUACGGGACGAAAUGCUAAACAUGUUAUAUGUCCUUGACGCGUUCAGGCAUGAUAUAAUCGUGAUGCCAGGACUUCUACCUGGGUGAACUAGAAAGGAUAUUAACAGAACAGCUGCCUAGUUUUUUUUUUUCGGCUACGGAUCGAAAUGCUAAACAUGUUAUAUAUCCUCACUGUAAUUUUCAGGGAGUUAUAAUAACUCCUCUAGUGGGGCUAAUUUAACUCCUUACAGUGGAGUUAUUUUUCGUGGAGUUAUUUUAACUCCAAAAAGGAGUUUAAAGAACUCUUUUUCAGGAGUAAAAGUGACCCCAGAUAUUGAGGAGUUAAAAUAACCCCAAAAAAGGAGUUAUCCUGUACCUAAAAUUUUUACUCCACUUUCAGAGUUAAAUUAACUCCAAAAAGAGUAAAAACAACCCAUGUAAGGAGUACAAGUAACCCCAUUUCGGAGUAAUUUUAACUCCAGACUGGGAGUAAAAAGAACUCUUUUUCAGGAGUAAAAAUGACCCCAAAUUCGGAGUUAAAUUAGGAGUUAAAAUAACCCCAAAAAAGGGGUUAUCCUGUACCUAAAAUUUUUACUCCAUUUUUGGAGUUAUAAUAACUCCCUAAAAAUUACGGUGCUAGAAGCGCUCAGGCAUAAUAACAUCCGUGCCAGGACUUCUACCUGGGUGAACCAGAAAGGAUAUAGAACAACUGCCUAAUUUUUUUUCCGGAUCUGCUGAUAAACGAUUAUUAUUAUUAUUAUUAUCAUUAUCAUUAUCAUUAUCAUUAUCAUUAUUAUGAUAUGUUAAGGCAAAAGAAGACAUCAAGAUUGAAACCUUUGGGCAAAAUUCAACUUUUUCCAGUUGUCCAAGCUAGAGAUAUUGCCAAUCAAUCAUAUUCUCAGAACACACGUUAAUGAGCCAGAAACCCCUUUAGCAGAUGUCGGUUUCAGUUGAGGAGUGGGGGUGGGGGGUGGAGGUGGGAAUGUUGUGAAAUAGACCGAUCAUUAGAAGUUCAAAUAGUUCAAUAGAUUCAAAGUUAUAGAUAAAAAACUGAUUACUCAUAAGUGAUUCUCACAAUUAUUUUGUGCCUCAGUCAGAUGACAAACCAGCACCUAGAGGUUAGCUUCAGUUGCAAAGUCAAAAUUAACAGACUUGUCACCAAGGGUCUUGGUAAAAACUACGUCAAGAGCUUUUUCCUAUUUUACAGUAAAGAUGGCCAUAUUUUUAAAUCCUACAAGUUGGGCAGCAAAAACAUGGUAAGCGGACGUCCCUUGAUGAUCUUUUGAGUAAUACGUUUUGAUGAACAUCCGUUUUAAAAUCUUUGCUCCGCUAGCAUAUACUGAUGUUGCAAAUGCCAUCUUUACACCCUAAGUAUCGGCAAUCUACAUAUCGCCUGUUUAGAAUUGACGUUCUUAUUGAAAUUCUUCAUGCAUGCGCCAUGUGAAAACUCACAGGCCUGUAUUUUUGUUAUAAUUAUUGCUGCUGCCUGUUAACUUUAGGUUUUUCACGCCAACACAAAUGGUAAGGAUCCAGCGGUCAUUAUCCUACCGGUGCCUAUAGAAGCAGUGGCUGUCCGCGUUAACCCUAAUAGCUGGGAAAACAUUAUUGCCCUUAAACUGGAGUUUUACGGGUGCGUGCUGGAUUGCCCUUUUACUCACUAUCUAUCUAUCUAUCUAUCUAUCUAUCUAUCUAUCUAUCUAUCUAUCUAUCUAUUAUAUAUAGGCGGGUCUUUGUUUACAUUUUUUGCCACAUUAACAUAUGUUCAUCAUUUAUUUAUCUGAUCAAGCUAAUAAAAUAAAACCUCUAAAUAUUAAAAGAAUGUAACAAUUUCAGUUAUCUCUGAAAAUUUGAGACUGAUAUUCCGAAUGCUUUCGGAGAAAUUCUCGAAAUUUAUUUAGAAUGUAUGGUUCAUUAACUUUUUUGCCACUCAGGAAUUUUGAAGUUUUCGAUGGUUGAUAAUUAUUUCCUUCAAUAUUACUUGCAAAGAGCGGAAAAUAGCAUAAAUUGCAAAAGUUAACCAGUUUUUUCAACCUUUCAAUUUAGUUCGCAUAUACGGCUACGGCGUCUAUGGGAAAAGUCGUAUGCAUCCUAAUACUUUGUAAGGACUCCGAAAUGCAUUCCUGGGCACUGAUAUCCUUCUCCCCUAAAAAAUCUUUGGGAGGAAGGCUCAAUUAGUGUGUUGGAUCAAACAGACAAUUUUUUGUUUCAAAACGUUCCUGCAUCAAUGGUUGCGUUCGAUUGGGAAAUCCGGAUUUCGGAUUUUGCAAUCGAACUGUCGAACGCGAAAUCCGAAAAUGGAUUUCACCUUCGAGAAAUCCGUUCUCCGGGUGGAUUCCAAUUAAGAAAUCCAAAUCCGGAUUUCAUGGAUUUCCUUUUUACCGUUCGAUUGGGAAGUCCGAAAAAGGAUUUACAAAACUGUUCUCGUGAACAGCGGUCUUCUUUUUGCUAAUUAUGCGUGCGCGUGCAAGACCGCUGUUCUUAGGGACAGUUUUUCAAAUCCGUUUCGGAUUUCUCAAUCGAAGGGUAAAAAGUAAAUCCAAAAACAGAUAUAUAUAUAUAUCUCAGCUUUGAAAUCCGUUUUCGGAUUUCGCGUUCGAUUGCAAAUCGAAAAUCUGGAUUAUAAAAUCUAAGUACAGAUUUCCCAAUCGAAGGCACCCAGUAUGUUCUCUCUCAUUUGACGAUGGUUAAGUCAUUUGUAAAAAACUACUUAAUAAUAUGUAAAAAUUCGUCAUCCUCGCUUUGAUAAAGCCAGCGUUUUUAUCACUUCAUAUACUGCGCUUACAACAAAAGGUGAAAAAAAAAAUUAAUGAAUAAUUCUACAAAUCGAACUUUCCGAAGCACAAAAUGCCAAGGUUCUGCAGUCGCUUAUGCUUUGGCUGUUGAAGUGACAUAGUUUGGAAUUGUGGAUUGCCUGGUCUCACCAGCAAAUUUGACUGUAGGUAAUUUAGUUCAAAGAUAUAAUUGCUAAAGAAGUGGCGAUUUUAUUCAUGCAGGACCGUUGACGUUUACCAGUCGUGGAUAUCUCUUGGACAAAAUAAACGACGUCAUGUCCGUUUGUAGUCUUUUUUUCGCAAGGUAAGUUUAUUCUUCCGAUCAAACAGGACGAAUGCAUAAGAUAACAACGAAAAACUACACAGAACUUGUGAAAUUUAUAUUCUAAGGUCUUCUAAGGGCAAGUCAAAAGAUUACAAAGAAUAAAUUUUCAACCUAAGAUAAGUGCCUGGACUACGGUGGAAAUCCGCAGGCCAAUAACACUACAGUAAGUAAACAAAACGGCAAAAGCAAGGUGUCCUUAACUUGCUAUUAGGCUAUGCUAAUUUGUGUAUUGUCUAUUUUAAAGCCUUGCAGGAAACGUUAUUUUCCUUUGUUUUUUUCGUAUGGUAAUGUUUCUUCAUAGGUUGAAAGAUAAAGGAUAAAAUCAAACCACUAAGAUAAACGAUUAAAUUCCACCAGCGCUACAAGAAGAGUCAGGCUAAGAAAGAGAGGCAUGCAGAGCAUGGUUCGUGUUGAGUUUUGCGUUUCAGUGUGGUGAACUGUCUGAAUAUAGAAAAGUAACGGAAUUAAAUAUUAGUUUGAUCACUCGUUUUGAAACAAUUAUCUUGUUUUUACAGCUACAAAAGGGGAUCUUCCACCUGUUUCCUCAGUUGGGACAGAGGUGCCUCAUGGACAGGUAGGAGUUUUGACACUGUUCAGUCCGAGGGGUUUGGAGCACCCUCCCCCCCUUUCUAAAAAGUUGAAUAACUUCAAAACCGUCUAAGCGACUUAGCGACUUUCCUAAAACUUUUCUGGAACAUUUUUUAGUCGUCGUGACUUGCACGUUUACAGUGAGCUGCCAUGGCAACCGAGUUUUGACAGCCGGGUUUUUUAAAUAACUUUUUUCUCAAAAAAGGAUUUAUUUAUAUAUUAUUUAUUUUAAAUAUUAGAUUAUAGCAUUACACUUUAUUCAGCAAUAUUUUACCAAAUUUAUUACAACUGUUAGUGUAAACCAGGGUUUUUUUGUGAUUGUUUUGAGACAAAACAUGAAUUGAUUUUAAAAAAUGACCAAAUGGUAGAAGUUGGGUUUUAUUUUCAACAGUGUUUACUUCUCUCGGGAUUUCACAACUUAAGGAUUUUUUACUUUUUCCUAAGCACCCUUUUAGACGCAGAUUAGUUUUUUUUAUCACGAUUACCUCGAUUUAUGCCGGUUUUAAGGAAAUUUUUUCUGUAAAUUCACAUUUGUUAAAAUAUAUAGAGAAUAAUACAUGGUCGCACGGAGAUAUGGAAUUUAUCUUCGAGUGUUCACAUCGAUAUCGAACGAGUGAGAUAUCGAAUGUGAACACGAGAAGAUAAAUUCCAUAUCUCCAAGCGUCCAUGUAUUAUUCUGUUUAUUAUAUAAACAUACUGAUGACGGCGUUUUUGAUGAUUUUCCGAAGAUUUCCGACCACCUUCCGAAGAUUUCCGAAGAUUUUUCAAAUUGUCCCGAAGACCAGACGAACGUUCCCGAACCUUUUCCGAGAAUUUUCGAAAAUUUCCGAAGAUGUCCGAAGAUUUCCGAAGAUUGCCGAGCACUUUCGAGGAAGACACGAAGAUGUUUCGAUGAUACACCAACGAAUUUAAGUACAAUUUAAGAGACAAACCUGAUGUCAGUGAAAUUAUCGAUAUCUUCACAUGUAAAAAUAUCGUAUUUUUACGUGUGUUCAGAUACCACAUUUCUCGGUGGUAGAAAUCCUUGUAAAACACUGCAGUUUAUAUAAUAAAUCUCAUUAUGUAAUGAUUUACGUAAUAAUUUGUUACAGUCUUGAAUGAAAAUUGUAAUCAUUGCAUUGUAGUCAUUGUUCUUUAAUUGGCUUAUAAUCCUUAUUAAUUACUAGUACUAAUUGUCACUUUACCUUAAAGCUUUAAUUUGCAAUGCUGUAACUUCAUAUAGUCAUGCAAAUAAAGUCUAUGUUGUUGCUCCUGUGAAUAAAUUCAAAUCAUUCAAACUGGAUGAUCCAAGAUGGCAGAUGGUUGCUCAUCCUUCCUUAAUGAUAAUUGACGUCAUCAUGAUAUCACUGCUAGCUAACACAUUAAAAUGUGUUAGCUAACUUCGUCAUUUUGUCAGACACCUUAAUAAUACUAUUACUUUCGCUUUGAGAAGAAAAUUGGUGGAAUUUAGAUUCUGCGAAUAAAUUCAAUGAUAUGAUGUCAUAAUGAUGUCAAAUUACGUCACUAAGUCAAUCAAGACAUGCCUUAAUGUUGGAAAUGAUGAGUUCAUUACUCUGUGUAUUUUUGUUGGCCAUAUCAUGAGAUAUCAUGAGCGGUUUUGAAGUUAUGGAGGUGGGGCGAGGGGGGUAUGGGCUCCAGAAGGGUCUCAAUGGGGUUUACUGUCAGCCGUCAACGGCCUAAAAUUUAACCGUCAACGGUCAAAAAAGGUAAUUUUUACAGUGAACCGUGAAAAAUGCAGAUUAAUAUUAAUCGUCAAAAAGUUUCAAGGUAUUUCAAAUCUCUCAAUUUCAGCUAAUCUCUCCCGCUCCUGAAGAUUAAUCUCCAAACUGGAAAAACCAUUUCUAGACAUUACAAGAGCUAGCUUAGAAUUUUGCUAAUAUCUAAAAAUAUUUCAAAAUUUUCUAGCCAAAAGGUUAAGAAAACCUCCAAAACACAACAGCUAAUAUUAAUUUAUGCAGAACUUAAUAUUUUAAAUUAAUGUAAUGAAUGUAACUCAACCGUACGCGUUAAAAGCUCUAAAAUUUAGCCUUGAACCGUCAAAAUUGGAAAAAUUAUAACCGUCAACCGUCAAAGCUACCGCCCGAUUGAGACCCUCCUCCAGGGCCAGGGCUCGUUUACCAAUAGAAAAUUGCAAAAGAAUAACAAAGUUAACUUUAUCACCCAAAAUUUUGACCGGUCAAACACGAGACUUGACCGAGCGAAAAUUUCUUCAGUGGCCAGUCAUCGUGGCUGGCCACCUUCUAAAAAGAGGGUAGGUUUUUAAACACUGGAACAAUUAAUUGAAUCCCAAAUGUAAACAUAAAUGUAAAUAUCAUAUUAUCCACUCCCCUCAGGGCUUUUCAGGGAUAAUUUACAACACUGGUUGGGGGACUUUGCCAGACUGCUUAAGGUGCAGUUUACAAAUAAUGAAGCCUUUUUGAUGCCCCCAUGCAUGUUUGUGAAAUCAAUUUACCCCCUUUUUUGGCAGCAAUGCAUCAUAGUGUAAUUGCUCUCCUCGGAUAUGACGUUGCCGACAGCAUGUGGUACGGCGUUAGCAAAGAUGGGAGAGCGGUCGUGAAAAGUUCUUCACAUUCUUCCAAGUUCAUUGGUGCCGCAUUGAGCGAUUGGGAUGCGGCGAAAGUAAAGUCGACCACAAUUCUUGCUAAAAUGAUUGAAAAUGACUUGGCUAUCACCAGUUCCACCCUGACUCCACGAGCUGAACAUGUUCAAACUUCUAAUAUUGGCACCAAGUGGGGAGGUAAGUCUACCAUGUUCUACUUAUAAUGAUUAUAGAGAAUUAUUUUCCUGGUAUUACGAAGUCUCUGACAACAGAAAUCUAUAGUCAAGCAUAGCUGUCAACACUGAGCCCGCUUUUUUCUUUUGGUUGGUUUAUUUGGUUAUUUAAAGGAAUAAUUCCCUUUUUUUUAUUUUAUUUCAUUUUUUUGUUUUUUUAAGUGUCUGCUAAGGGCAUUCACGUGGAAGAGUCACUAAACUGGAAGCUGAAGGCCGUCUGGAUGUAUUAUGGUCGGUACACGUUCAUGUUUAAUCUUAUUUAGUCAUAGCAUUCAGCUUCCCCGUCCUCUCCAAAAAGUACACUUUCCAAUUUAGGGUGCUUUCGAUUGACCUUAGUCUGAAAUAGAAAUACAACGUCAGACUAAUCCUAGCCUCCCACGCAUGCGUUUUUAGAAGAGGUUGUUUUUCAUCCCUCCCCACAGGGAGGGAUGAAACGACCUCUUCUAAAGAGGCUAGGCUAAAGAGGCUAGGCUAAUCCGGAAUAUCCGUUCGAUUGCUAUAUAACUUGCUAUUCCAAAUCCGAAUAUGUGGGAUAAACUCCAAAGAUUCUGCUGCGCAAGCAGAAUGACGUCGUUUUCCAAUUAGCAGCGUCGCAGAGAGUUAAUUCACAAAUAACAACAAAGAAAAUGGCGGACUUCGUCGGUGAAAAUGAAAGAUAUUUAAACGAGAAAGACAUGACAUUCAGCAGACGAGGGUAACUACUGGAACAAAAAAGAAACUCUUUAGCAUAUUUUGAGUAUGCGCACCGUAAAACGGACAUCUACAAUUGACCCCUGUGUUUUCUUAGUCUUUUUGUUUUACCUUCUAUUAAAACGUCUCCCUAAGAACGGACACUUACGUAAAGGUAGUUCCCAACGUUGUUCUUCUAAGAGAGUUUGCCAUGAUGUAAUGCAAUUUUAUCUCCGGAUAGGAGCUAUCGACAUUCACAUCUGUUCUGCUGGUUAUAAUGAUGAUACAAGUGAAGGGUGUCCUCUAAAGAAAACGGCCUCGAUCUUGGUGGAUGGAGUUGAGAGGUCGCCAAAAGUGAGUAGUUAAAAAGAUAUUAGUAAUAAACUGUGAGAAAGAUGAAGAAGGGAUUUCCAGAUCUGUAUAGAAAAAUGCCCUAUAGAAUUAAGUCACGUUUUGACUUUCUGUCUUCCUUCAAUUACCAGGAAAAGGCUUGGAAAAACUAGAAUGUUAGUAAGUAGAGUGUCGCCAAAAGAAAUAAUUUUGUCGUUAAGUCAAUAGCUUUGCUUACCUCAGCCAAAAUGCGCAAAUAGCAAGGCCCCCCUUCCCUAUAAAAAGGAAUAUCUAAAUGGCAGAGAAAAAUUGCUACAUGCUACUUAGUCUAUGCCUUCUAGAUCUGAAACUAAUGGGUAUCAGAGUGUAGGGGCGGAUCCAGGGGGAGAGUGCAGGGGGUGCGCACCGCCCCUGGGAUGACCUGCGGCCGCUUUCUAAUUAACACUGUCCAUUCGCUUGACAGACAUACAAAAUCUGCUCUAUCGUUUGAUAUGUAUUCUCAGCAGUUCACAUUAUGUUAUUUCCUAAUCAAAAGCCCUCUUCUUCGUAUUCGCUUUUAAAAUUGUUUACGUCAUCGGUCAGUUAGUGGUGCACCCCCUCCUAAGAAAAAUCCUGGAUCCGCCCCUGGAGUGGCCAGUGUUCUAGCAAUAAUCUCGUAAUAUAUUUAGGGAACUAAAAGCUUCGCCUUGUCCUUUCAGCAAAGAGGAUAUAACGUAGUGGUGUUAAGCAGGGAUGGACAUUUUAUAAAUUCCCAAGCAUUUGACUCCCAUGCUUCCAGCAAAGCAGAUGAUCAACUAGCAACAUUUCUUACUGGCCUGCCCAAUAACGUGAUCGUGUUAGCAGCGACCCAGGAUCAGGCUUGGCGGGCCGGAGGCGCAUCAGAGUCCAACAAACAGGUUGCUGACGUCCAGCUGACAAGCCUCGGAGCAACAAAUCCUCGACCUUUGGAAUAUCGCGCCUCGUGGGCUUUAGUUGGUUAUAAGGGUUCAAAUGAUCCAGCGGAUUGGAAAAGAUUUGCAGAGGCACGAAGAGGCCAAGGACCAACAGAAAUCUUAGUGACGAUCCCCAUGGCCAAUGGCUGCACAUAA
Messenger RNA from Porites evermanni, 12588 nucleotides. Lineage: Eukaryota; Metazoa; Cnidaria; Anthozoa; Scleractinia; Poritidae. The record is from the annotation of a GenBank genome assembly.